AUGGAUACAAAUCUUCACGUAGUUCCACAGGCUCGGCUCAGUGAGCCCAGCGACUCGUUUAUUUUAUCAGCAACAGAACGGUCCGCUGAAGCAGACUCUCGAAGCGGGCUACAGACCGAGAAGGAGCAGCUUGAUCCGAUUAGUCUUUACGAUGUCUCAGCAACCAUGGAGAAGAUCGCAAAACUAUAUGAGCCCGCAAGCAGCCUCCCCAAGCCUGAAAACUACAACCCUGUUCAUGGAUUUCUCACCCCCGAAGAUCUGGAUGCUUCCAAGCCACGUACUCGGCAAAAGAGAAAACGCACAGGAGAGUACCAGUCACCGCCUCACAAGAGAUCGCGUAGCCAGAACUUCAGGUAUAUUUCUCCAUACAGCCAACGAGUACAGAACCGGGUGUCGGAUGACGUUCGACUUCGGCGACGCCUUGAAGAGCAGGAAGAUACCUUGCACCGGACCAGCCGCACACUACGCGAAUACUUGGAUCAACGAGAAAAGGAGGAGAUGGCAGAGUGCACCUUUAAGCCAGACCUGACUCCUUCAAGAGCGUUGUUUCGAGCAAGAUGUGAUCAGGAUCCACAUUUUCGGUUGAACUUUUACGAACGAAAUGAUCGAAUGGUGGCCCAGCGAACAAUAUCUCCGCACCUGCAUAGUUCGUCCCCGCAACUGAUCCGCUACGAUAACCAUAAUUGUAAUUUUAUCAACGACGGCUCUGCCCUGGAUGCCUACUUGCAACCGAACAGGCUCAAAGUAAUUAAGGAAGCGACUCGUCAGAAGCUCGAUCUUCCUCGGGCACUUCGUGACGAGCAAGCGCGUGCUCGGCGUGCCCAGACUGCACAAGCGGUGGAAAGAAGUCUUUCGCAAAAGACUCGUGAGUAUCUUAGCUCCAACGUUGUUGAUCGUCUACACGUUAGCACACCCCUUUACAUGCAGACACGCACCUAUCGAGAGCACCAAAAAGCCAUGGAACGUUUGGAGAAGAUUCACGGCCCACAUAUACAGAGAGAAAUUGCUUUCCGUACAGGCAACCGUCCACACUCGGCCCCAGGUUUGAACAUCGCGCGGGUGUUGACCGCUCAGCCCACUUAUGCCCGUGUUGUUUGCGAUGACUUUGUCGCCGCAGUCCACAAGCCUAUUCGACCUUCAAGCGUUGGAGAGGACUCGUCCUUUAGCACGCGGCUUUCACACAUGAGCUCUCUCUACCGUGCACGCAUGCGCCUAUCAAAGCGCACCUCUGGAACACAAAGCCCGCCCCUCCGGAUUUCAGCCCUUGAUCUACCAGCUCCAAGCUCAGUAUUGUUACAGGCUGCCUUGCGACGUGAAGCCAGGAAACACAAGCAGCGACCAGCUACAAAGCCCCAUGUGAUCUAUAGCAACGCAGUACCAAUUCCUUCGUGUGCUGCAGAGUCAUCUUUGACUCCUGAACUCUUCCAGGAAAGUAGACAGAAGGAUCUUGCUCUGACGGACAUCCUCGUCCAGAGCACGGACGUCGGGUCCAGCGAGGCGUCCUGCGCCUCCAGACGCAUCCGCUACCAGGGGCCUGUUCUGCACGGAGAUCUGAGCCCGUCGACUAGGCCCCACAGAACCUAA
This is a messenger RNA of Giardia duodenalis, 1584 nucleotides long. RefSeq lists its product as uncharacterized. The transcript has a single exon. Bases 1 to 1584 code for a protein of 527 amino acids. The record is from RefSeq and is a predicted model, not a curated record. Lineage: Eukaryota; Fornicata; Diplomonadida; Hexamitidae.